Trichoderma virens Gv29-8 is the source of this 1689-nucleotide messenger RNA. RefSeq lists its product as uncharacterized. Gene Ontology annotation, biological process: regulation of DNA-templated transcription. Gene Ontology annotation, molecular function: zinc ion binding; DNA-binding transcription factor activity, RNA polymerase II-specific. The coding region runs from base 1 to 1689 and encodes 562 amino acids. Lineage: Eukaryota; Fungi; Ascomycota; Sordariomycetes; Hypocreales; Hypocreaceae. The record is from RefSeq and is a predicted model, not a curated record. The transcript has 3 exons.
AUGCCUGCAACCAGGAAAGUGAAAACUGGCUGCAAGACGUGCAAGCUACGCCGCGUAAAGUGUGAUGAGAGCAAGCCAGAAUGCCAGAGAUGUGUUUCGGCCGGCCGGUUUUGCGCCGGCUAUGGCAUCUGGGGAGGUGGUAGCAAACGAGAUGACGCAAGCGAUCAGUCAACGGCUGUUUCUACAAUGCCAUCCACAAGGCGGCAGAAGAAGCAACACAGGCUCAGCACUCCAGUGCCUGGUCAUAAUCAAACACCGGCUAUCAGCGCAGAUGAAAGGAUUUGCCUCGAUUACUUUGUUUCCUGCGUAUCACCCAGACUCUCGGCGGUGUUUGAUUCUCAAUUUUGGCUGCGAUUUGUGCCACAGGCAUGCGCUUCUGAACCACUCGUUCUUCACGCUUCUCUGGCGUUGGGAGCGGUUUAUAAGAGCAAAUAUGAUGAUUCCAGGAGUAUGGUGCUUUGUCAAGACCGGAGAUUAUCUGUCAAUAACAACCCUCAUUACCUCGCUUUAUCCCAGUAUAACAAGGCACUGAAUCUCUUUCGAGCUCACGUGCUAAAGAAGGAUCCCAGUUCUCAACGGGUGACUCUGACAGUCUCUGCACUUCUCAUCGCCUUUGAGAUUGUACUUGGGAAUUAUGAAGCCGCCAUGAUUCAUAUCAACCACAGCUUCUCUAUCAUUAAUAAUCUGACUCUCCUGCCAUCGGAAGAAGUCACAGAACCUUUUUCCCAAAUGCUAAUCCAGCUGGCUUUGAUUGGUGGUAUGAGUGUCUCUUCAUAUUUGCCCAUUUCGAAAGUAGCGAGGCAAGCUACCUGUAUUAAUCUUGAUUCCACACGCGAAUUUUCGAAUCUCUUUGAAGCACAUCAGACUAUAAACACUAUUAUAAUGAACGCCAUCCAGCUUUCGGAGUGGUGUCGCUCAUCACUGCAAGCUUCAAAUACCCUUUCGGAUGAUCUGCUUGCGCGACAUCAGCGUCUGGAAAAGGCGACAAGAGACUGGUUCAUGGCGUAUACUGCGAGUAAGCCUAAACUGAUUUCAAAAUCAAAUCAUAGGACUAUGUAUGGUGUAUAUAUGUUGCAAAUAUUUCACUCUCUUGCAACAAUCAUCAUUGCUUCUGCAUCUUCCUCGCGGCUCGAGGCUAUCCCCGAUCAAUACACAGACACCUUCGUUUCGAUUAUCACUCAAGUCAUCACCCUUUGGGAUAUGACGGGGUUUGCCGUUGGGGACUCAUUUGAGCGAAACCGCCGAAUCACAGGCCCACGGGUCACUAUGGAAAUGGCCAUCGUUCCUAUUCUAUUCUAUACAGCGUUAAAGUGUAGGUCGCCAUCGUUAAGGCGACAAGCUGCUUCUUUGCUUAUGGUCUCACAAUACAACGAUGGAAUUUGGCAUAGCGGUGUUGCUGCACGCCUUGCUCUCACAGUAAUAGAGAUGGAAGAGCGUGGUGCAUAUGCUGAUGUGGAAUUUGACUCGGACCCUUUUCGGAAACCACAUCUAAUGCAAUAUAGAGCGUUGCCCACCUUGCCCUAUACUUCAAGAUUCCAUGAAGUGAGGGUUGUUCUGAGCAACGGAUCGAGGCAUAGCGGAAAAUUAGUUUGUAGAAAGGCGCCAGUGGAUGGGAGGACAAUAUGGGCUGAGGAGACCGCCGAGGGCAUGGCCAGAGUUGUUGAAGCAACAAGUCCCUGUCUCCUUUGA